This is a messenger RNA of Vanessa atalanta (red admiral), 3152 nucleotides long. RefSeq names its product transcription factor SOX-6 (gene Sox102F). Gene Ontology annotation, cellular component: nucleus. The record is from RefSeq and is a predicted model, not a curated record. The coding region runs from base 305 to 1915 and encodes 536 amino acids. Gene Ontology annotation, biological process: regulation of transcription by RNA polymerase II; cell fate commitment. NCBI's taxonomy places the organism in Eukaryota, Metazoa, Arthropoda, Insecta, Lepidoptera, Nymphalidae. The transcript has 7 exons. Gene Ontology annotation, molecular function: RNA polymerase II cis-regulatory region sequence-specific DNA binding; DNA-binding transcription factor activity, RNA polymerase II-specific.
CGCGCGCGAUCGGUGGACGUGUCUCGCGUUCCGAUAUCGAAUACGAUCGCGAUCAUCACGAACUAUCACCGUUUUGUGUUGGACAAUACUUUUCGUUUUAUUUUUUUCUGUGAGUGAGUUCGUUUCUGUGACUGUAAAGACUGGAUUGUGAGGUAAUAAUGCCAAAGAAUCGUUGUGAUAGGACGAUUUCACGUGUUUAAUUUUAGUUUAUUGUUAAUUUUGUUUUGUCUAUUUCGGUUUUGGUCGAUGUUUUCUCUGAUGUCUCAACAGGCGAGAGGAACAAUGGUAACGCAAAUGAAGAAACAUGUCAUCUAAAAGAAAGUCGCCACCCUCGAAAUUGCAAGAAGGAGCCGCUGACACAGAGAAAUCGGAAGCCGGACCUGCCAACCUGGAUUUCUCUGACAACCACGAGUCAGACGACAACGAACAUCAGAAUUUCUACAAAUUCUCACCGAGCUCCUCACCCAGAACCUCAAUAAGUGAAGAGGAAGCGUACGAAGACGAACAGCCGAGCAAGAAGCAACGAUUCGACCAAUCAUUAGACAUGACAAAUAACCUUCUAGUCCCAUCGUCUUUUCUAAGUCUCCAUCAGGUCAACGACCUUCAAACUAGAAGACGUGGCUCCUCAGAAUGCAGCAGCCCUGGUGCUGAAGCGAAAGUUUUGGGGCUGUGUAACAACAACAAUUCAUUGCUGAAUCACAACAGCGCCUUGUCGCUCGCACAUCCGCACAAGCGGUCUAUGGAUGAUGUUUUGAAGAGAUUAACGUCGAAGAUGAAUAACAGUACGAUUAAGGAAGAGAAGAGGCCCACGCCAUCUACUACGCCCGUUAAGCACAAUGAUCGACGAGGCGUGUUAGACGCAGCGGCGCUCCAAGCGUUAGCCGGAGAGAGCGUUUUGGAAAAAGAAAGGCAAUUGUCGGAGAUGAUCUUGCAGUUGCAGAUGGUGAGAGAACAGUUACUGGCUCAGCAAGAACACUCUAAGAAUAUAAACACCGUAUCAGCUGAAAUGGAACUGCAAAGACUUCAACAGGAGCACCUCAGGAGACAGGAAAUGGUGAGACGUGGACACCUAUAUCCCGGACCACCACUUGGACUUCUCCCGUUAUUAGAGCAGAUGCGACCGCAGCCACCACCACAAUCGAAUGUGGUACCGACAUCGACUUGGCCGGCGACAGCUCAACUCGCCCAACUGACAGCAAGCGCGCGUUCUCCCCCACCUCAAGACCCCGAUGCACCACUAAACCUCAGCAAGCAACGUUCACCGUCGCCUGCGCAGCCCAUGAUGCUUCAAAGAUACGUGCCCUACCCGCCAAUGGAAGAAAACAGCCCUUACAUGAAGAAAGACGAUGAUUAUAAUACUGGCUGCAAUACGUCUUCUUGGGCUCAGACUCCUCCUGAAGAGGCAGAGAAAGCUAAACUGAUCCGUCAACCGAAACGCGAUGAAGCUGGUAAACCCCACAUCAAGAGACCCAUGAACGCAUUCAUGGUUUGGGCGAAAGACGAACGCCGCAAGAUCCUCAAAGCCUGCCCAGAUAUGCAUAACUCGAAUAUAUCAAAGAUACUCGGUGCGAGAUGGAAGGCCAUGUCCAACGCAGAGAAGCAGCCAUACUACGAAGAACAGUCGAGACUUUCGAAGUUGCAUAUGGAAAAACAUCCUGAUUACAGGUACCGACCAAGACCUAAGCGGACAUGCAUAGUCGAUGGAAAGAAGAUGCGGAUAUCAGAAUAUAAGAAUCUUAUGCGCACGCGCAGACAGGAGAUGAGGCAGCUCUGGUGCAGGGAUGGGGGGAGCGAACUGAACUUUCUCCCCUCUUUAUCAAGCCCCGGACCAUCUAACUCAUCACCACCACCCAAUGGGGGUAAUUACAUGAACCCAGGUUUCUCUCCCCCAUUGUCUCCCAGAGAGGAAGAUUGAGGUACGGCGCGCGGCUGGCCCUAUCCGCACGCCGCGCCCCUCUCCCUACCCCCGUCUCACCAUCCCUGGUAAACUCCAGAAAGUUCUCGAAUAAACGUAAGGAACAGAAGAAUCUCGCUAGUAGCGACUCCCAUCAACUACUUAAUGUGAGAUCUUCAAGGCUAUAAAUGUUGUUGAUAAAUAAUGCCAGUGUCGCUCCGAUCUCUCGUCUAUACAAAUGUCUUAUUAUAAUUGAGAUUAUUCCAUUAGUGAAUUAAGAUCAACUCAUGUAAACGUUUCGGUUUACGACAAGUAGAUGGCAGUAAUCGUUUGGACUGUGCUAGAAUUGUAUCUACUAGUGAUUAGACGAUUAGGAAAGUGUAUAUAAUAAGUUAUAUUGUUAUAUUUCAUCAAAUUUCAAUGUAAAUAUUUGAUAAUCCUCUGUAGAUAUGUAUGCACGUAAUCGAUGUUCGGAUAAAGUUAUCUGUAGUAAGUUCUAGAUUAGCCAUAGAUUAAAAGUUAUUUAAGUAUUAGAUCCGGAAUUUACUUUUGUGUGGCCAUGUGUAAAUCUUAGUUAAAAUAUCUUUUCGUAGUGUAGAUUUAAGGGAUUUAAUUGUAUCAAACCAAAAAUUUGAAGCGGAAUGCUUGAAAAUUUAAGUGUUUUGAACACAUGCUGUCGAAGAACCAGUGAUAACUAUGAUGCAUAAUAAAGUAUAAAUAAAAUAACUCAUAAUACUCAUUAGCGGAAAUUUGUACUUUAAACAACUAUAUUUAGUGGGUAAAAAAAAAAUGUAAUGUCAAAAUAUCUUCGAUGCUCUGUAUUUCAUAAGUAUCUAUGAAAAAUAAUUAAUCUGUGCCAACCAGUGUUGAAAACAAGAUGGUGGUCAAUUUGGAGAUUGUCAAUUUACAUUAAAAAAAAAAAUAGAAAGAUGUUCUAUUUAUUCCCAAUUUAUAUUUCAAAUAGGCCCACCGAAAUGUGGGGAAAUAAAAAUCAAAUAUUCGCUUUAUCAAAUCGUGCAAUUUAUUAGUAGACGUAGAAUAAGGUAUAGUUGACAAAUAUCUUCAUAAUAUAGUUAUAGAGAAACAAAUUUGUAUAGAUUUUAGUGUUAAUUCAGGUUAAAGGGAGCGAUGUCGUUAAUUGCCAUUUUAUUUGUUAUUUAUUUUUCUAAUUGUAUUUUUCUUGUUUUCUUUUUUUGUACUGAUGGCGAGUACAUACCUAUAAUUUUAUAUUAUCUAUAAAUAACAAUAUACAAACUGU